AUGCUUCUUUUUUACCUCUCCCUCCUCAUCCCACUUUGUUCCCUUCCCCACAUUGCAUUCUCAUCCCAUUGCACCACAGAAACCACCACAAAAACAUUCCAAAAAUGCAUGAACCUUCCAACACAACAAGCCUCCAUAGCAUGGACAUUCCACCCCCACAAUUCAACCUUAGAACUGGUCUUCUUUGGCAGCUUCAUAUCACCUUCUGGCUGGGUCGGGUGGGGCAUCAACCCCACAUCGCCGGAGAUGACCGGAACACGUGCCUUAAUAGCCUUUCCGGACCCAAACUCCGGCCAAAUAGUCCUUCUACCAUAUAUCCUUGACCCAACAGUGAAGCUUCAAAAAUCUCCACUACUCUCUCGCCCACUUGACAUCCACCUCCUCUCCUCCACCGCCGCCAUGUACGGUGGCAAAAUGGCCACCGUACACAACGGCGCUGCCAUACAAAUCUUUGCAACGCUCAAACUCAGAUCAAACAAAACGAAAAUCCACCUUGUAUGGAACAGGGGACUAUACGUUCAGGGUUACUCACCUACCAUUCAUCCAACUACUUCUAACGAUCUCUCUUCCAUUGCCACCUUUGACGUGUUGUCAGGAUCUUCAGGUCCUCAGCACACAGAUUUGACGAUGCUAAGAGUGAUCCAUGGCACCUUAAACGCCAUCUCUUGGGGUAUUCUCUUGCCAAUGGGUGCCAUCACCGCACGUUACCUUAGGCACAUUCAAGCACUUGGCCCUACGUGGUUUUAUGCUCAUGCAGGAGUACAACUGUUUGCUUUCAUUCUCGGAACUGCUGGUUUUGCCAUCGGAAUCCGGCUGGGGGAACUAUCGCCGGGAGUGGAGUACAGGCUCCACCGGAAGCUUGGAAUCGCAGUGUUUUGUCUUGGAGCUUUGCAGACGCUGGCAUUGCUCUUUAGGCCAAACGCAAGGAACAAGUUCAGAAAGUAUUGGAAAUCGUAUCACCACUUUGUUGGGUACUCUUGUGUGGUGCUUGGCUUUGUGAAUGUGUUUCAAGGCUUUGAAGUGAUGGGUGCCAGCAGGUCCUAUGCCAAGUUGACUUAUUGCUUACUACUUUCCACUCUCAUUGGCGUUUCCAUAGCUUUGGAAGUCAACUCUUGGGUUGUGUUCUGUCGGAAAUCUAAGGAAGAGAAGUUGAGAAGAGAUGGACUCAUUGGAAGUCCUGACAAAGGGAGUGGCAGUGGCAUUCACCAUUGA
Abrus precatorius (Indian licorice) is the source of this 1212-nucleotide messenger RNA. Its product is annotated as cytochrome b561 and DOMON domain-containing protein At2g04850. Bases 1 to 1212 code for a protein of 403 amino acids. NCBI's taxonomy places the organism in Eukaryota, Viridiplantae, Streptophyta, Magnoliopsida, Fabales, Fabaceae. The record is from RefSeq and is a predicted model, not a curated record. The transcript is spliced from 2 exons.